AUGGCAGACACCGUACCCCAGAUCAAGGUGACAGACCCACCUGCCGUUGGCAAAGGCUCCUACUUCCAGAACCAGGAGAACGCGUCUUCAAUCACAGUAGACGGCCCAUUGUCCAACAAGAAACUCUCCGCCAAACUUCGAAGCCCCACCACACCCUCUGCGCAACCGGCAGGCGAUACACACAAUGGAUACAUUGGCGAUGGAGAGAGAUUGCCCGAAACACUCAUGGACCCGCUCUCGCAACAAAUCCUCCAGAGAACGAAUACGUCGCCCGCCGUACAGAAACUACGAUCCCAGAACACCGAGCCGAUCCAAUCGCCAACGUCACCCAACGAAGCGAACGCAGACAAGAAACUGAGUGGAGAGACGGCCCGCGACACAAGCGGGGGUAAGGCAGACAAGAAGAAAGUGUCAUUCCUUAGUCGCUUCAUCGGAGGCAACAAAAAGAAGAGCACCCUCGAUGGCGCAAGCGACAAUGGCUCUGAGGCAGACGACCGACGACCAGAGGGUAUGGAUGCCCAGCUCUAUGUCGACAAUGUCAGCUUCAGUCCGAAGAUACCACAUCCUCCGGCAUACAUCAAAGUGAGGACAAAGUUCAAGAAGGAGAAGGAGUUUGACCGUGUCUUCCUGGCGCAGGAGUUACGCUCUGGAUCGGAUAAGAAGAGUCCCCCCGCUGCUGGAUCAAACCCUGCGCCUCAGUCUGGGUCGGCCGCUACGCAGAAUCCUAUCUGGGCGGUUGAGUUCAGCAAAGAUGGGAGGUAUCUUGCUGUUGGUGGUCAGGACAGAGUCAUCCGGGUGUGGGCCGUGAUUGACAGCCCAGAAGGACGCCGCGCACACGAGAAUACCGAGAGCGAUCCGCAUGCCCAACUCAGCGCACCAGUCUUCCAGCAGAAGCCCGUCCGCGAAUACCAAGGACAUACGUCGACGAUCCUGGACUUGAGCUGGAGCAAGAACAACUUCCUGUUAUCCUCUUCCAUGGACAAAACCGUUCGACUAUGGCACGUUAGCCGAGACGAGAAUCUAUGUACAUUCAAGCAUUCCGACUUUGUUCCUUCCAUUCAGUUUCACCCUACGGACGACCGAUUCUUCCUAGCUGGUUCGCUUGACGCCAAGUUGCGGCUAUGGAGCAUCCCCGACAAGAGCGUGGCGUUUUCGAUCACUGUCCCAGACAUGAUCACAUCAGUAGCGUUUACGCCCGACGGAAAGACGUGUAUAGCUGGUACCCUCGGUGGACUCUGCAUGUUUUACGAUACUGAAGGAUUGAAGUGGCAGGCGCAACUCCACGUAAAGUCGACUCGCGGUCAGAACGCGAAGGGCAGCAAGAUUACUGGAAUCCAAGCGACAUACUGGCCUCCAGGAAGCGAGAGUGGUGAGAUGAAGCUCUUGGUAUCGAGCAAUGAUUCGAGGCUGCGCAUCUACAACAUGAAGGACAAGACUCUAGAGAUGAAGUUCCGUGGUCACGAAAACAACUGCAGUCAAAUACGAGCUACCUUUGCUGAUAGCAGUGGACACAUUAUCUGUGGAAGCGAGGAUCGGAAAACGUACAUUUGGUCGACGACAUCUACGGUAGAGGGCGAGAAGAGGAAUCAUCGUCCGGUGGAAAUGUUCGAAGCUCAUAAUUCUAUCACGACGUGUACUGUCAUGGCACCCAUCGAGACACGGCAGUUGCUCAGCGCAUCGGAAGAUCCCAUCUUCGACCUCUGCAAUCCACCACCGGUCACUCUAGUGUCAAAAGCUGAGUCCGUCGUUUCGUCGCGGGCGCCUACAGAGGCAGGUUCAGCCCAUCCGACACCCGCACCCACAGAUACCAACUUUAAGAAAGCUGCGGAAAGCCCGGCAUACGUUGCUCGCUCGGCACAUCGAGGCGGCAACAUAAUCGUUACAGCAGACUAUACCGGAGCGCUGAAGGUUUUCAGACAAGAUUGUGCCCACCAAAAACGCAUACGGCUGAGCGAACAGUGGGACACAGCGUCCAUGAAGAGAAUGUCGGGUAUCGGACGACCCAGCAGUAUCAUAUCGCGGACCAGCCGAUCACGGCGAGACAGUGUAUCUACACAGCCACCAAACGACCGGAUCAUGACAUGGCGACAAAGCAUAUCGCACGCCAGCUUCGACUCAACGAAUUCCCUCCCUCGCCGCAGCGCUUCACCUCGAAAGUCGCUAGCUGCUUUGAGCUUUCACUCCACACCCCACGAAUCCCCCGUCCUGCAUCCUACAAAAACGAACGACACCUUCGACACCAAGCCCACGGGUACACCCAAGACAUCCAUAUCCAUGGACCGCACCACCACAUCUUUACGCAGUGCAUCACAAUCUGAAGCCUCGUCGCCAAUCAAAGAGCCGUACACUGUUACUGCUGAGCCGGAGGACGAAAAGAAGUCACAAGGGCAAAGAGCUAGUUCUACCAACCCUCUUGCUUUGUACAACGGCCAGAGCUGGCUCUUUUGGACAAAUCGCGACAAGAGUGCGCUGACGGCUGGGAACAAGAAGGAAGCGGAAAGACCGGAUUUGCUGGGUCGCAUGAGUACGCUUAGUCAGAUUAGUAGGCUGACGGAUGAGAGGAGCGAGGGGGAGGGGGAUGACAAGAAGUAA
Messenger RNA from Alternaria ethzedia, 2592 nucleotides. RefSeq lists its product as uncharacterized. NCBI's taxonomy places the organism in Eukaryota, Fungi, Ascomycota, Dothideomycetes, Pleosporales, Pleosporaceae. The coding region runs from base 1 to 2592 and encodes 863 amino acids. The record is from RefSeq and is a predicted model, not a curated record. The transcript is spliced from 5 exons. Gene Ontology annotation, molecular function: protein binding.